Pecten maximus is the source of this 4523-nucleotide messenger RNA. Its product is annotated as calpain-B-like. Gene Ontology annotation, biological process: proteolysis. The transcript has 21 exons. Gene Ontology annotation, molecular function: calcium ion binding; calcium-dependent cysteine-type endopeptidase activity. NCBI's taxonomy places the organism in Eukaryota, Metazoa, Mollusca, Bivalvia, Pectinida, Pectinidae. The record is from RefSeq and is a predicted model, not a curated record. The coding region runs from base 110 to 2152 and encodes 680 amino acids. Gene Ontology annotation, cellular component: cytoplasm.
UGUGAGAUAUAUCUGUAGGGUGGAUAGAACGACACACUGGAUAUAACGCCUGUGUUUUUGUCCGCCCGACUCAGAAGCCAAGAGAUAGACUCCACUAGCGGAUGGUGUUAUGUCUGCCCGGGGUAGCACCUCUCGUCGGAACAGGGAGUACCACACACUAAAGACUGAGCUAUUAAGGGCUAACUCCUUGUUUGUGGACCCAGAGUUCCCGCCUAAUAACACAUCCCUAACAUUCAAUGGCCAGACACCCCAAGCUUUCGCCAAAGUUGUGUGGAAACGGCCCACGGACAUUGUGCGAAAUCCAAAACUAUUUGUGAGGGGAGUUAGCAGAUUUGACCUUGACCAAGGAUCAUUGGGAGACUGCUGGUUCAUUGCUGGUGCAGCUGUAGUAGCAACCCACGGUAAACUGAUAGAACGGGUCGUUCCUAGCGAUCAAGAUUUCGACGUCGAUUAUGCAGGCAUAUUCCACUUCAACUUUUGGUGGUAUGGUAAAUGGACGGAGGUGGUUAUCGACGAUUACCUACCCACAGAUGGAUUCCGACUUAUAUACGGGAGGAAUAGGGAGCAGCCAGAUGAGUUCUGGCCAUCACUCCUCGAAAAGGCAUACGCCAAGCUGCGUGGCUGCUACCAAGGGCUUAGUGGCGGGAAACUGGAUGAUGCCAUUAUCGAUUUGACUGGGGGUAUAUCGGAGAGAAUAGAUAUGAAAAAUAAAUCGGAUAUACCCAAUAACCUCUAUAACCUCAUGUGGAAAUGUUAUAAAAUGAAUUCCAUGUUAGGAGCAAGCAUCAAUUUGAAAGGCUCAGACAGUAGACGAGAAGUUGAACUUACAAAUGGACUGUUUAUGGGCCACGCCUACAGUAUAACUGGACUCGCUACAGUGCCAUAUCGAGGGAUGAACAUACAACUGGUCAGACUUAGGAAUCCCUGGGGUCGGGACGAAUGGAAAGGCGAUUGGUCAGACAGGUCUGACCAGAUGAAGAGUAUGUCACAGGAAGUCCGCAAACAACUGAACAUCGUUGUGAGGAAUGAUGGGGAAUUCUGGAUGUCAUACCACGAUCUGCUGCUAAACUUUGACGAGAUACAACUGUGUCAUCUUCAACCUGAUGCUCUGUUGGAGGAGAUAUCGAUUGAUGAGAGACAGCAGGCAUGGCAGAUCAUGGUGUACCAUGAUGCGUGGAUAAAAGGUGUCACUGCGGGGGGCUGUGGAAACAAACCGCAUCAGGAUCUGUACUGGCGGAACCCCCAGUUCUUUGUGACCCUGAAGGAUGUUGAUGACAGUGACAGAAGCGACAAGUGUACACUCAUCGUGUCCCUCGUGGAAAAGGAGCAGGACAACAGGGGCAGGGUUGCUAUGGCCUUCGACAUUUACAGGCUUAAGAAGUCACAGAAAAAACCAUUGGAUGGUGAUUCUGUUUCAAGAAAUGCUCUUCACCAGGGAAAGUCUUCUGGUUCAUACGAAUUUUAUAGAGAGAAAACGAAACGGUUUGACCUUUCACCCGGAACUUACGUGGUCAUCCCUAGUACGUUUUAUCCAAACGUGGAGGCACAGUUCAUGUUACGAUUUUUCUCGGAGAAACCUGCUGAAAGUGGUGUCUUGGAUGAAGAAUCUGGGCCCGGACCAUCCACGGGCCCUCCUCCAGUAGAAGAUCCUACAAAAGCUAUUUUCAGAAGAUGUACUAAAGAAGACGGAAAGAUGUAUGCAAGAGAACUAAAGAAGUUUUUAUCGGAACUCACCAUUCUUGAACACAAGGAACCGAUUAAAUUUAGCACUGAAACGUGUAGAAGUCUAGUAACUCUGAUGGAUAGGAAUCGUUCAGGAGCUCUGGACUACGACGAGGCUAUAAAGGCCUGGAAAGAGAUCCAAGGAUUCAGGGCUGUAUUCAACCAGUCUGACGUUGAUGCAUCUGGCAAUGUUAAUACGUACGAACUUGGGAAAAUGUUUACUAAACUAGGAUUCCCUAUCAGUAGAAUGGUGCUGACAGGGAUCGUACGACGAUAUGGUGGAAGGGACAACACCAUAUCCCUGCCUGACUUCAUUGUUAUCUUGUGCAAAUUAACAGUAAUGUAUAGUAUAUAUCAAGACCAGUCAGAUGGAGCUGAUACAGCCAAGUUCAGCAUGAAUGAGUUUCUGUAUAACUCCAUGUUCUGUUGACGGAUGACGUCAUACACAGUGUGAGCUGUCGGAAGUCUUUACAACAAAGAUCACCAAUAGAUAUCCGUGAUCACACCCCAGUGUUCACGUGUACAUGGCUGGACGAGAAAUUUUAAGAGACUUUAUUGACUGUUACAGAAUGUCGAUGACCAGUUACCAUCAAAAUUGGAAAAGAGACUAAUGGUUAUCAAAUUAAUUAGGAAACGUAUUGUAUUUCUGUCAAAAUAGCGGCUUUUAGUUGUGUGCAUUAGUCUCAUGAGGAGUAUAAAACUUCGGGUUUAACCGUUUAAGUGAAUCUAUAAAAUUAACAUGACAAAUUAUAAGAUAUGAUAUAUUUGUUUUAUAUAAACUUGUGGUUUAACCAGUAGAAUCUAAAAAUUAAUAUGCUAAGUUAUUAGAUGUGAUAUAUUUGUUUUUAUAGCUUUUAGUCUGCUAUUUGUCCUCAGGUACUAACUUACGCAAUAUUUGAUACAGGCUGGGUUUUCUAAUUAUAGAUACCAUUUGUCAUACAGAUGGAAAGCUAAUGAUAUCGUAUAGUGGAUGCUGAAAUGGUAUAACUGUUCUCUAUGUAUCUUAUAUUAAAAUGUAUGAUAAAGAAAAGACGACAUAGAAAUAUAUCUACCCCAUAUACAGUUUAUAUUUCUCAGUUAUUCAGUCAUUGAUCAGAGGUGCAAGUGUCUAACAAUCAGGACGUAAUUUCAUUGGCUAAUUCACUAUGACAUCACGUCAUGUUAGUCUUACUUCAUGAUGACAUCUUCCAUUGGGACGUCAUGACAAAGAAUUUUUCUCGAUCGGAAAUAGAAAUAAUGUUUUUGACAAGAGAAACGUGUUUUUCACGUAUGGGAUAAAAUCACCCCUUUACCUGCGAUGACUGGCCAGUUGCGUUUAUAUAAGGCUAAUUAGGUCCCAUUAUUUUCAUAACUUACCCAGAUAAUUAAUUAUCUUUGACGGCAUCAUAUUUCUGCAGAACAUAUAGUGUUGUCGUUAACCGUGAUCAUUAACAGAUUGUACUGCAAUCAAAAGAACUAUCUGGUCAUAUACCGUGUUUAAGUGUAUUAUAUAUUUUUUUUCUAAAACAUAAAUAGAUGAAUGAUAAAUUGUUAACAUUUGAUUAAAUAACGGAGCUUCUCUCUCCAGUCAGCCAUUUUAGGAAAAUGACGUGCCAUCGACAUCUGAAAUUCCUACAUACAUUGUAAUGGCCAGACUUCAGGGAAAUCAUCCAAUAUUAGUGAAUUUGCAAAGUAACUCACCGAGAUGGUUUUUUUUUGAGUUAAUCAGUGAGAUAUUUUGACUAAUUGAAUCUGUGGGAUAUUUUGUUUGAUUAAACCAGACAUAUUUUGACUAAUUAAAUUAAAUAUUUUAUUUUGCUUGAUUUAAUUGGCUUAACAUUUUAUUUGAUUAAAUUAGUGAGAAAAUUAGUUUGAUUAAAUCGGCGAGAUAUUUUGCUUGAUUAAAUGAGAGAUAUUUGUUUGAUUAAAUCAGCGAGAUAUUUUGUUUGAUUAAAUCAGAGAUUUUUUGUUUGAUUAAAUCGGCGAGAUAUUUUGCUCGAUUAAAUCAUAGAGAUAUUUUGUUUAAUUAAAUCGGGAUAUAUUUUGCUUGAUUAAAUCAGAGAUUUAUUUUGUUUGAUUAAAACAAAGAGAUAUUUGUUUGAUUUUAUCGGUGAGAUAUUUUGUUUGAUUAAAUCGGCGAGAUAUUUUGUUUAAUCUAAUAGGCGAGAUAUUUGUUAAUUAAUCGGCGAGAUAUUUUGUUUUAUUGAAUCAGAGAUAUUUGUUGAUUAAAUCGGCGAGAUAUUUUGUUUGAUUAAAUCAGAAAGAUAUUUGUUUGAUUAAAUCAGUGAGAAAUUUUGUUUAAUCCAAUAGGCGAGAUAUUUGUUAAUUAAUAGGCGAGAUAUUUUGUUUGAUUAAAUCGGCGAGAUAUUUGUUUGAUGAAAUCGGCGAGAUAUUUUGUAUGAUUAAAUCAGAGAGAUAUUUGUUGAUUAAAUAGGAGAGAUAUUUUGUUUAAUUAAAUCGGGAUAUAUUUUGCUUGAUUAAAUCAUAUUUAUUUUUGUUUGAUUAAAUCAGAGAUAUUUGUUUGAUUCCAUGUCUCAAUCAUUGACAUUUUUAACAAUUAUUUACUGUUUUGCAUAAUAAAUAGAAAUGCUUUUUAUCUUAUUAUUCUUUACGUUUCUUUCUUUUUCUCUCUCCAAGAUUGUGACUUUUUUGGGGCAGCUGAGGUGUUAGAUACAUACAUUUAUUUUUAUAAGAGGGAAAUUAUGUGAUGUGUUACGUAUUUCAGAUGCGUAUCAGGAAUGUUUUGCAUAUAGCCGAAGAUAUCCUUUGUAACAAUUUAUGAUUUUAAAAGAAUUGUUUUCAAUAAAGAUUUUUAAAUUUUA